GUGAGUUCCAGUCCCAUGUCAGAAGCCCAGAGGUGCAGCGACUUCACAAGGAAGCAAGAUCUUGAACUUGACUUGCUCUCACAUGUCCAAGUCUCGGUUUUCAUCCCGCCUUUGUACCUGGCUAAGCUGUCAUCAGUGGGCAGCAUCUCCGAGGAGGAGACAUGCGAGAAGCUCAAGGGCUUGAUCCAGAGGCAGGUGCAGAUGUGCAAGCGGAACCUGGAGGUGAUGGACUCGGUGCGCCGUGGCGCCCAGCUGGCCAUCGAGGAGUGCCAGUAUCAGUUCCGGAACCGACGCUGGAACUGCUCCACACUAGACUCCCUGCCUGUUUUUGGCAAGGUGGUGACACAAGGGACUCGGGAGGCGGCCUUCGUGUACGCCAUCUCCUCAGCGGGUGUGGCCUUCGCAGUGACGAGGGCAUGCAGCAGUGGUGAGCUGGAAAAGUGCGGCUGUGAUCGGACAGUGCACGGGGUCAGCCCACAGGGCUUCCAGUGGUCAGGAUGCUCAGACAACAUUGCCUAUGGCGUGGCCUUCUCCCAGUCCUUUGUGGACGUACGGGAGAGAAGCAAGGGGGCCUCCUCCAGCCGGGCCCUCAUGAACCUCCACAACAACGAGGCUGGCAGGAAGGCCAUCUUGACACACAUGCGGGUGGAGUGCAAGUGCCACGGGGUGUCCGGCUCCUGCGAGGUGAAGACAUGCUGGCGAGCUGUACCACCCUUCCGCCAGGUGGGCCACGCACUGAAGGAGAAAUUUGAUGGUGCCACUGAGGUUGAGCCACGCCGUGUGGGCUCCUCCAGGGCACUGGUCCCACGUAACGCACAGUUCAAGCCACAUACAGAUGAGGACCUGGUAUACCUGGAGCCCAGCCCAGACUUCUGUGAGCAGGACAUACGCAGCGGCGUGCUGGGCACCAGGGGCCGCACGUGCAACAAGACAUCCAAGGCCAUCGACGGCUGUGAGCUGCUGUGCUGUGGCCGGGGCUUCCACACGGCGCAGGUAGAGCUGGCCGAACGCUGCAGCUGCAAAUUCCACUGGUGCUGCUUUGUGAAGUGCCGGCAGUGCCAGCGGCUUGUAGAGUUGCACACGUGCCGGUGACUGUGUCUGGCCGCCGCCCAACCACCACCUAAGCGGCCCAGGGAAGGCCAAUAAUUUAAAACAGUCUCCCACCACCUCCCCCAAGAGAUACUGGUUGUAUUUUUUGUUUUGGUUUGGUUUUUGGGUCCUCAUGUUAUUUAUUGCCAAAACAGGCAGGUGACCCCAAGGGCACCAACCAGGGCCUCCCCAAAGCCUGAGCUUUGUGGCUGCCACUGACCAAAGGGACUUUGUUCAUGCCUCUGGCUGUCUAUAUGCAGCCAUUGCUGACCACUAGGCUGUUAUCAAUGUCCACUUUUCUACUUGCAGACUAAAAAGUGGGUAACAAGGUGUAACUACAGACCCCACCAUACAGGGAAAGAGAUGGCCCUGUGGCAGGGACAACAGGUGCCAUCUUGAUGGAAUUCACAUCGCCUGGAAUAAAGAGUUUGCUACUCUCCACUCUACACAUACACAGGGACCUUGGUAACCCUGCCUCUUGAACUCUUAGAAAGGAAAUAGGCAGGCUUCAACUCUCACAUGGGCAGCUAAUGUUCAGCCUUGGUGGCACCUUCCAGGCAGGAAUACAUGUGUGGUGAGGUUGAGAAAGCAUAGUCCCCACCCCCAGAGCCCAACCUGCCUCAGCCUUCCUAUUGGAAGGGGAAAGUGCCUCCACUCCUCAGUUCCUCCUAGGCAGGAGGUUAGGCUGCCAUCCUGUAUCAGAUCCCAGUUUGGGCCUAGCAAGUCCCACCUCUGUGUGAGUCAGCCCUCUCAGUGCUGUAAAAGUGAGAAUGGAAGUGUUGCACAGAGCGACAGGAACGGGCUGUGCAGAGACUCCUACCCUCAUCCUCUUAUCUUGCUCACUUAAAAUUUACUGAGCAAACACUGUGUCCAGGCCCUAUACUGUCCAUCUCCACUGACCAUAGCAGUUCUGGGAACAAACAGCAAGGUGCAUGCCCUCCUUAUAGCAGGCAGCCAUGCCCACCAGCCCCACAAGAGCUAGGCAGAGGCAGAGCCAAAGGCACAGAUGUUGCAGGUCUCCUUGGGGAUGAGCCUUAGGAAAGGGGCUCCGGCUAGAAGAGGAGGGAGGAGCAAGAGCUAGAAGCUGCAGGCUAGACAAGCCAUAAGUGCAGAGGGAGCAAGGCUGAGGGAAGAGGGCAAGCCUGAAAGGCUCACUCAUGAGUCUCAGUAGCUACGGCACCUCUUUCUGGGACCUCAGGUAUCAAGAGCACUGCAAAAGGAUUCCCCAAGACACAGCACUGUGCCUGACCUUGUGCACCAACCGAAGUGCCAAGACCCCAGCCCAGCUCUCUGUGAACACACAGACCCAAUGGCUUUUCAGUUGGGUUCCCAGCCCUCAGAGGCAUCCACUGCCAACCUGAUCACCAAGCUACCCCAGUGCGGUGUCUCCAGGUUUGAGGUUCUGGGCUUAAGGAUCACCCUUGGGGCUCCAAACUCCCAAGCUCUUGGCUCCUGAGUUGUCUGAAGGCAAAAUCCCAGAUACAAAAUAAGGGUUCAGGCCUGCAGAAACUCUCUUCUGGGUCUGUGGUUUAUGCAUCCUGGCGCUGGCUACUUCACAAAGAGGGUCAACACCCUUGGCCCCCAGCCAAGCUCUCUGCUCACUGUCCAUCCAUGGAGAAGGCCAAAACCAAGCAAGAUGCUGGAUCAACAUUCAAAUGUGGGCAUAAUCUUGGGCAGGCUGUCUCUGAUGUGGACGAAAGCUGAGCUGACCAAGGGUCUCCACAGCUGCCCAGCUGGGUUCUCUGCUCCUCUGGUGUUUAGUUCAGCUGCCUGCCCAGCACGAGGGAGAACACUUCCUCUCUCCAGCACAGCCAGGCCCACAGCAAACAGUGGAGUUUCCUCCUCCAGAGACAGUGCUGAGCCUUUCCCCACUCAGGGCAACCGUGAGUCUAGGCUGCUUGCUGGUUUGAUGGACACUGUCCUAGGAAGAAGGUAGGUACCAAAGCUCCUCCAAGAUCCUCCUAGGCUCUGUUGUGUAUGAAUGACCAAGGUCCAUCAGACCACAUACUAGGAACCAUUGCCAAGGCCAAAGGGAUCCACAGGAAGGAGCCUCCCUGGACUUGUCCAUCUCCAAAAUGUCUCCAGUAAAAAGAGAAGCUGGCACAGUCCUGACAUAAUCCACCACUCUUGGUCAAAUAGGGCCUAGGAAACUGAGCAAGUCCACAACCUGCCUGAACCACUCUUCACUGUUCUUGUUGCAAAGCAAAAGUGGUAUCCUCUGAAGCCUAGGGCUGGAUGAACCCAGCUCUGGAUGCUGCUACCCCACCCCAUUCCCCAGUUUUUAUACAAGGCUCAAUGCCAUUGUGACAUCCCCAUGACAUAGCCUGAUGCACGAUAAAAUGAUUAUUUCUUUA
Molecule: messenger RNA, 3443 nt
Organism: Jaculus jaculus (lesser Egyptian jerboa)
Lineage: Eukaryota; Metazoa; Chordata; Mammalia; Rodentia; Dipodidae
Gene: Wnt4
Product: Wnt family member 4
Exons: 5
Coding region: 16-1092 (358 amino acids)
Biological process (GO): neuron differentiation; cell fate commitment; multicellular organism development
Cellular component (GO): extracellular region
Molecular function (GO): cytokine activity; frizzled binding
Source: RefSeq, a predicted model, not a curated record